CCCUUCUCCUCUCCACCUCCUCCAAGAACCCACCAGAGCAAUCUCCUCCUCCUCCUCCUCCGCCGAUCGGGCCAUGGAGAAGUACGAGCUGCUCAAGGACAUCGGCUCCGGCAACUUCGGGGUGGCGCGGCUGAUGCGGGACAAGGAGACCAAGGAGCUCGUCGCCAUGAAGUACAUCCCGCGUGGGCUCAAGAUUGACGAGAAUGUGGCGAGGGAGAUCAUAAACCACCGCUCGCUGCGCCACCCCAACAUCAUCCGGUUCAAGGAGGUCUUGCUCACGCCUACCCACCUCGCGAUCGUGAUGGAGUACGCCGCCGGCGGGGAGCUGUUCGACCGGAUCUGCAGCGCCGGGAGAUUCAGCGAGGACGAGGCGAGGUAUUUCUUCCAGCAACUAAUUUGCGGCGUGAGCUACUGCCACUUCAUGCAAAUUUGCCACCGGGAUUUGAAGCUGGAGAACACGCUGCUGGAUGGCAACCCGGCGCCGCGCCUCAAGAUCUGCGACUUUGGCUACUCCAAGUCAUCAUUGCUGCACUCAAAGCCGAAGUCGACGGUUGGGACUCCGGCGUACAUCGCCCCUGAGGUGCUCUCUCGCCGGGAGUAUGACGGCAAGAUGGCAGAUGUGUGGUCUUGUGGUGUGACUCUUUACGUGAUGCUCGUUGGUGCUUACCCUUUUGAGGACCCUGACGAUCCCAAGAACUUCAGAAAGACAAUUGGGAGAAUCAUGUCGAUUCAAUACAAAAUACCGGAGUAUGUCCAUAUAUCCCAAGAUUGCAGACAGCUCCUCUCUCGAAUCUUUGUUGCAAAUCCCUCAAAGAGAAUAACGAUAAGGGAGAUCAGGAACCACCCCUGGUUCCUGAAGAACUUGCCGCGAGAGCUCACAGAAGCAGUGCAAGCAAAGUACUACAAGAAGGACACCAGCGCCCCUACCUUCUCGGACCAGACCGUCGAGGAGAUCAUGACGUUCGUAGAAGAGGCCAAGGCAGCUCCUCCGUCGUCGUCGACUCCGGUGGCCGGUUUCGGCUGGGCCGAGGAGGAAGAGCAGGAGGACGGCAAGAACCCCGAGGACGAGGGAGACAGGGAGGAUGAGCCUGGGGAGGAGGAAGGCGAGGGAUGCGAGAGCGAGGACGACGAUGAGUACACCAAGCAGGUGAAGCAAGCCCAUGCCAGCUGCGACCUGCAGAAGAUCUGAUCAGAAUCAUCAGAUGUUUGGGGUCCAGGAUUUGCCGGCAAGAAAGGAUGUUUUUUGUGCAUGUUUGUUUUGUUACCUUGUAGCUGUGGGGGGUGAUGAGAUGUUGCACCCUCGUUAUUUAGCCUGUCUUUAACUUUCUGUUGUUGCAGUGGCUCCUCAUUUUUCUUCUGUCUUGUUCUCUUUUGGUUUUUUUCUUUCUGGUGAUAUGUUAGCAUUGUAAAUUAUUAUUACCAAAUAUUGUAAUGGUUGGAUGGUUAAGCUAGCAGGAUUGUAUAUAAUUUGUGGAAUAAAUCUUUUUGUUUCUUGAUGUAA
Messenger RNA from Oryza brachyantha (malo sina), 1501 nucleotides. Its product is annotated as serine/threonine-protein kinase SAPK6. The record is from RefSeq and is a predicted model, not a curated record. NCBI's taxonomy places the organism in Eukaryota, Viridiplantae, Streptophyta, Magnoliopsida, Poales, Poaceae. The coding region runs from base 74 to 1189 and encodes 371 amino acids. The transcript has 9 exons. Gene Ontology annotation, biological process: intracellular signal transduction; protein phosphorylation. Gene Ontology annotation, molecular function: ATP binding; protein serine/threonine kinase activity.